AUGUCUCUGGACGACUCAAUCAGCGCUCCGUCGCAAUCAAACAUUCAGAUUUCUAGGGAAAUCUCCAUCAAAGCUCCACCAUUUUACAGCGAAAAACCUGCGUUGUGGUUUGCGCAACUCGAGUCGCAAUUCAGAAUGCGGAGCAUUCUAACAGAAGUCGACAAAUUCCACGUGGCCGUGCCUUUAAUUGACACUAGAUCAGCCUCCACAGUCGAAGAUAUAAUUUUGGCACCACCUAUUACCAAUCCAUACAGAGAACUUAAAGAGGCACUUAUUGCACGCUUCUCAAAAUCUAAAGAAGCUAACCUUAUACAAUUAUUGGACGGAGAGAGCCUAGGUGACAAAACUCCAUCUCAACACCUGCGUCAUCUCCGUAGUCUCGUCCCGGACAUUGAUGAGGAAGUUCUCAAGGCGCGAUGGUUAUCACACCUUCCUCCCCAAAUGCACGCAUGCCUCGUCAUACAGGAACAGGCUGAUCUCAAUAAACUUGGGGCUGCAGCCGACAAGCUUCACGAGGUGAUUAAACCGGCCGCCAUAGCAGCUGUUUCAGACCUGGAGACGCAAGUAGCAGCCUUGGCAGAACACCUAGCAGAACUUUCAGCCAUCGUAGCGCGUUCACAAUUCCCUGAAGUAACCAAACCAGACGGCCUACCAAAAUUCACCAAACACCAAACUCGACAUUAUAUCAAAACUAAGGAGGGACCUCCUGUCACAAGCAAAGCACGAAGACUUGCACCUGAUCGUCUUAUCAUCGCUAAGGCAGAAUUUGAAAAAAUGAUUAAGAUUGGCCUCGCCCGGCGAUCCAACAGCCCAUGGGCAUCACCGCUACACCUGGUGCCAAAGAAAUCAGGAGAUUGA
This is a messenger RNA of Bactrocera dorsalis (oriental fruit fly), 858 nucleotides long. RefSeq lists its product as uncharacterized. The transcript has 2 exons. Lineage: Eukaryota; Metazoa; Arthropoda; Insecta; Diptera; Tephritidae. The record is from RefSeq and is a predicted model, not a curated record. Bases 1 to 858 code for a protein of 285 amino acids.